This is a messenger RNA of Parasteatoda tepidariorum (common house spider), 2716 nucleotides long. The record is from RefSeq and is a predicted model, not a curated record. Lineage: Eukaryota; Metazoa; Arthropoda; Arachnida; Araneae; Theridiidae.
CUGCAACCGCAUUCAAUGUUGUUAUGGUUACGUGUAGCGUCAUGCAUCCGUUGAUUAAUUAAAAUUGUUUUCGAAAUAAAUACCGGUAUUCCUAAGAAAAUAUCUCAAUAAAAACUAUUUGCCUUAAAACCGUGUUGCUAAAUCAUUUAUUAUUUUAAUUUUUUAUUGGUGUUUUUUUAUUUUAAAAAACUGGAAAUAUUUUAUAUUCAUAUCAAUAAUCUGUCAGAGUAACGCUAUUUAUUAGUUUUGCUGACAAAUAUUUGAAAGUGUCAUGAAAAUCCUAGUUUCAGCACCUGGAAAAACUAUUUUGCACGGAGAACAUGCCGUUGUUUAUGGAAAAGCAGCAAUUGCUGUAAGUCUGAGUUUAAGAACUUCUUUAACUUUGGUUACGACAGAGGAGCAAAAAGUAUCAGUCAAUUUAAAAAGUCUGAAUUUGCACAAAGAAUGGGACUUAACAGCUUUAAACAGUUAUAAUUUGCCUGAAAUGAGUGGAGAUAUUAUAUCAGCAAAUGACGAGCUUAUUGAGCAAAUUAUGAAAAUAUUUAAUAUUAGCUCACCAGAAUAUUCUUCAGACAUUGAAAAAAAUGCUAUUGUUGCCUUUUUAUAUCUUUGGAUUUAUGUAUCUAAAAGUUAUAAUGUAAGAUCGUUUUUCUCUUGCCAUGUGAUUGUAGAUUCUGAAUUGAGCAUUGGUGCUGGAAUGGGAUCAUCUGCAUCAUAUUCAGUUUGUUUGUCUACUGCAAUGCUAAUGCUUUGUGGUAGAAUAACUCCUAGAUUAUUGCCCGAGGACAAAGAGAUUAUUAACAAAUGGGCUUUUGAAACAGAGAGGAUAUUCCAUGGGAAACCAUCUGGAAUUGACAAUUCUAUUUGUACUUAUGGUGGAGCUCUUCUAUUUAAAAAUGGUGUUGUUAGUGACAUUCUAACAAAUAUUCCAAACAUUAAUAUACUAUUGGUAGAUACUAAAGUUCCCAGAAAUACUAAAGUGAUGGUUGUUAAUGUGAAAGAAAAGCUAGAUACAUAUCCAGUUGUAAUUGAGUCUAUAAUGGCAGCUAUUGAGGGUAUAACAAAUGAAAGCUGGAAGUUUUUUAAGGACUUUAACCAAUCUACUACCAACACCACAAAUGUGAAAUCUUUGCAGGAGUUGGUGGAUAUAAACCAACAUUUAUUGAGUGCCUUAGGAGUAAGUCACACAAAAAUUGAUAAAAUUUCUGAAGUUGCCAAAAAAUAUGACUGUUCAUGUAAAUUAACUGGUGCUGGAGGAGGAGGAUGUGCCUUUAUUGUUCUGCCAAGCAAAACUGAAAAAUCAGAAUUUCUAAUUAAAGAUCUUAUUGAAGAACUUGAAAGAAAUGGCUUUGGUGUUUGGAACCUCUUUUUAGGUACUCCAGGUGUGCAAGCAGAAUUUCAGAAUUCUUAAUUAUUAUUUUUUUAUUGAUAAUUAAACUUGGUGAUUGUGUAAGGGGUAGAAUAGUUUUUAAAGAUACUGUUAAGAUUCCUAUAUAUUUUUAUGUUAGAUAUGUAUUUUUUAUAUACUUACUUUUUACAAUGUUAAACAUGUAAAUAAAUGUUUACCAAUUUGAGUUCAGAAAAUAAAUAGUGAAUAAAUUCAUGUAAAUUAUAUAAAGGAUUUAUAAUAACUUUGUGAGAAAUUUGAAAAAAAAAACUCCCAGAGAGUUAAAUCAUUUUACUGACAGAGCAUGUGUGAUGCGUAAAAAACAUCUUUUUCCUGUUAAAUAUUCAGAAUACUUAGUUGAUAUCAAAAGCUGUGUGUUGGAUAGAAAAUUCUGUACAAAAAAUACUCAUUUUAGUUAUGAAAGUUGGGAAAGGGACAAGUUUACUUAAAAGCACUACAAAAUUUUACGUUUUGAACGUGCUGCUUUUUUCUUUGCUCAGAAAAAAAGGAAAGUUCUACCAAAGGCUCUGUUCCACAAACGGCUGUUAUGCCAAUCGGAGAAGAAAAUUAUAUGCUGUUGUUGAUUCAAGAAUACAGCAACUGGAAUCAGUUCAGGAAUGAACAAAAAAACAAACAACUCAAUUUCAAAUUGUACUUGUUAAGGACAGUUCAUGUCAUAUUAGUUUACCAGUAUUAAUUUCUUGAUAUAUUUACUCAAAGUAUUUUGUUAUUUCAGGAUAAGAGAAUUAAGUAGUUGGUUGAUAUUGUAGUGUCAAGAAUUUGGCUUAUAUACAAAUAAGAUUUGAUUCAAAAUUUUGAUUUAUAUAUUAAAGGUAUUGCUAUUAAGCUUCAUGAAAGUUUUUGUUUAAAACGCGAAAGUGGAUUUUUUGCAUUGCAAUGAAGGAAUAUUCUUUUUUAAUUAUAUAUCGAUUAGAAAAGAUGUAAUUGCAUUAAUAAUUUUUGUUUUCAUAAGUUUAACACAAUUUCAAAAUUUGAUAGCUAUUAGCUAUCAAAAGCUAGCUUCAUUCUGUUUCUUAAUUUUUAAGAUUUUUAAAAUGGAACGAUUUUUUAAACAAAAUGAUUUUUUACUUUAAUUUGUUUUAUAAUAUUUAUAAAAGUACUACAUUACUAUUGGUACUAAAAUUUUGCAACUUAAGUAUUAAUGAGUAAAAAACAUUUAAUCAAUAUAAGAGCGAGGUCAUGGACUAUUAAUGAGUGUAAAGCAAUGGAACUCUUAAUCAAAAUCUAUUUAUCAUUGACUAUUUUUUUGAGUCCAAGAUUAUUGACACAGGUUGCUAUUGACCGAAUAUAAAUUUUUUUUCUAAAAUU